Messenger RNA from Leptomonas pyrrhocoris, 1273 nucleotides. RefSeq lists its product as hypothetical. The transcript has a single exon. The record is from RefSeq and is a predicted model, not a curated record. NCBI's taxonomy places the organism in Eukaryota, Euglenozoa, Kinetoplastea, Trypanosomatida, Trypanosomatidae. The coding region runs from base 203 to 1273 and encodes 356 amino acids.
GUUCUAUUUUCCGCCUGGAAAACACACACGACUCACCACCACGCUUACUCUCCUGUCUACACACUUUAAAAAAGCAAAACGCUUCUACUGUAACUAACCUGCUCUUUUGAAGUACCUGCUCGCAUCUCAACUCUCGACCUAGCGAGCUUUCUUAUCCUCUUUCUUUCCGCUCUUUCAGUCUCAGCAAACACCGACGUCAACGAUGGCCGCGGCUCAGCAAGUGGCGAACGCCUUCACCGUCGACUUCGUCGAGCGCGUCGCGAAGAAUGCCGCGAACCUGGCCGAGCUCUACGGCCGCCGCGCCACCCUCACCAUCAACGACUUCGAGCUCGGCAUCUCGGAGAUGACGGACGGCGACGUGCCGAUGGCGGUGCAGAAGUGGGCCUCUUCUCUGCUGAGCAGCCGCCUGCGCGUCGACAGCGUCAACGCCGCCUCCGUCUACGGCGGCGUGAACGUCUUCCUCACCUUGACCGCCUUCGGCGAGCUGCAGCAGUACUUCCACAUCACCACUACCCUCGAGUCCUACCAAGACACCUUCGGCAUGGACGGCUUCUACAUCCGCCACCAGGUAAUCGCCCGCAUCGGUGCCGUCGCACCAGAGGCACCGCCGGCGCCUGAGCCGACCCCCGCCGUCGAGGAGAAGCCGGCCGCGGCUGCCAAGAAGACCCCAGCCCCCGAGCCGGCCGAGGAGAAGCCGAAGAAGACGCCCACGCCGGAGCCGCAGCCGGAGGCGACACCGGAGUCGACCGAGGAGCCCGCCGCUGCGCCGACUCCCGCCAAGGAGGAGGCGGUGCACGAGGAGGAGGCCGCCCAGCAGACCGCCGCGGCUGCGGCGCCGUCCAGUGCGAAGCCGAAGAGCUGGGCAGCGCUGCUGAGCCACCCCCCUGCAAAGCCCUCCGAGCACCGCCCGGUGCGCGUGGUGGCCCGUGAGGCGGGGGAGAAGAAGGAGACCGCGUUACCGAAGAAGGAGGCGGCGGCGCCGCGUGAGGCUGCGGUGAAGCGCCCGGCGCCACGGGAGCGCAAGGCCCCCGAGCCCGUCGGCGACCGUCUGAUGUUCAACAUCACCGGCGCCGUCACGGACGAGGAGAUCCGCACCGCCCUCGGCGCGAUGGCCACCCACCUCGUGUCGCUGCGCAACAACUCCGCUAAAGGCCACGUCUUCAUGGACUUCGCCGAGAACGUCGCCGUUUUCGACGAGAUCAGCAAGGCCCAGCCGGUGAUCGGCGGCGCCAAGCUGAAGAUGAACGUCUUCCGCCAGCGUCCUCGCGAUUAA